GCCGUGUUCAACGCCUUCUAGUUAUCCGUCGUUUUAAUUUGAGUCAAGUUCAAAUUUCGUCAUUCGUUGUUUUGGCGGCCUGACGGUUGGCUGGCGAUAAUUGUUGGUGAAGGUCCAAAAGCUAUUCUUACUCUAGUGGUUGAGGUGUAUUGGAAACAAAGAUGAACUCAGAUGAGAACGCACCUCCGACCAAAGAUGAGAAGACCACUCCAGCAGGAAUGCUGUCAGCGCCUUUUGGCUUCUUCGCUGGAGUUCGUGCCAUGUUAUCGCCCCAGGUCAAGGACCCAUCAUCAGAUGCGCCUAUUGCCACUGGUCGACCAGCACUCAGAGAUGCCAACGCCUCACUGAGUCCCAACCCGAAAGGCAACAUGAAUGGGGCGCAGGGCCUAGGCGGCCAGGGUCUAGGCGGGCAGGUUGCGGCCGAGGCGACCGGCGACUCCCUGCUGUCCCCAAACCAAAGUUCUGGUUUCAGCAGCUGGCAAGAGAGGGGCGACCGGACUUCAGUCGCAUCAGAGAACAGCUUUGUGAGCGCCUUGAGCUCAGGCAACACUUCGAUCCCCGACAGCCUGCACCUAGCGUCGCCAGGCAGACACUACGGGGCAGAAUCAGACACUGACACUUCAACUGCUUACGAGAGUGCAGGGGAAACUGAGGGAAAUGUCAGUGGGUUUGAAGAAGUUUUUAAAUCUUCUGAAGGGGUUUCGUUAAACCGUCCCAUCGCAGUUUCCAGUCCCUUUGAGGAAAAUCGUCUUGAUCAGACAUAUGAAGAAGGUGCAAACACUGCCCUCAAUGAAACAGUGCAACUGGAGAAUUCUGCACAAAGUGCAGAUCCCUUAAGUGUGUCAUUUCUUGUUGACCAUUUGGGUAGUCUUAGUUUGUCAACACCUCUCAAACGUAAAGAUGAUGCCUCAUCACCUAGGGGCCAUGUCACUUUGGCUUCAGAUGUGUCUGGGGAUUUGAAUUCAUCAUCAGAGCAAGAUUCAAUCUCUGUUACUGAACCAGGUGUUAAGGAGUCGUUGGACACCACUAUUACACUGACUGAGACUGAUGAAAAAGAAAUUGAAGAAAUCACAGGAAAAGAUUCUUGCAAGUUACAAGAAACUAGUAUUCCCAAUGACUGCCAGAAGUCACAAGAUUUAAAUCAGACUGUGGACAUUGCUUCGGACUCCAGUUCUGGCAACUUAUCUGUCGUGGAGGUGGAACAGCCUGAUACUGACAGUGAAAUUUCUGCUGCAGCGCUAAAGGAGUUAGAGGGUCUUGGUGAAAAUUUUAACUCCUCAUCAUUGAACUACUCAUCAUUGAAUUAUUCUGAAUUGUCUGCAAUUGAAGCCAAGUUAUUGGAAGGGUUGGAUGAGAGCUAUACUUAUCCAUCAUUCUCUGCCAAUAAUUCAGCACUAUACCCAGAAGUGCCCCAACAAAACUUGGCAGAACACAUUAAUGAAAGUGUUUCUCUUCCUGCGAUUUCCAUUAGUCAGGAUUCAUCUCAAUCAGAAAGUGAAGAAAUUCACUCUACAUUAAAUCAGACAGUUGUAGAAGUAAUCUCUGACAGUCUUUCCCAAACAAGUUGUGAAAAAGAAAGCCCAAGUACCCAUGAGCCAGAGACUCUCCCUUCAAAGCAUCCUGAAGAAGUUUCCUCCUCAGCUUUUACUGGUCAUUGUACACAGCCUGCAGUAAAGAGUCCAGAAGCUGAAAAUGCACUUAAACUAGAUAAUUCAAGUGAAGUUGUCGAAUCGUCCCAAGAGCUUACUAAACCAGUAGAAACUAAUGUUUUGGUUUCUGGUGAGCAUGUUUCUGAAAAUAAUUCUUCUUUGAAUGAUGAAGUCAUGCAAGAGCAUAGAGAUUCUUUUGAGGAUACACCCCUUGUGCAUUCUGAAGAUUUUUCUUUGCCUGAGCCACCUAAAAUAAUUCCUACUGCUGCAAGUACUUUUGAUGAAGCUCCUUUGCCCACCAAGAAACAAAGAACAUUUGAAGAAAUUCUGGCAGAAGAACUUGCAGCUCAGAAUCUGAACUGUCAGACUACAGAUCCAGAGCCAAAGACUGUACUUGUUGACCAACCUCUUGAACUUCCUGCAGUUGAAAACAGUACAAGCCCGUCAUUGGUGGAAACGGAAUCGACUACGUCUCUGGAUGAGUCUGUUAAUGCUGAAUCAGCUGACAGCUGCGGUGUAAUUCAAUGUUCACCCGAGACAGGGCCAGAAUUUGAUGAAAUUGCCAUCCCCAUUAAACCUGCACGAACCUUUGAAGAAAUACUUGAAGCAGAAUUAGCUGCUGAGGGUGACCCAGAGAACGCUGUGCCCUCUUUUUCGGCAGAGGAGGCCCCGAUUCCUUCCAACCCUCAUCGGACUUUCGAAGAAAUUCUUGCUGCUCAGUUAGCUGCUGGAAAUGAUCCUGAACAAGCUGUCCCAUCGUUUUCAAAUUUAAAUUCAAGUGCAUCAUCGCCUAGGAAGCUAAAUGAGUCUUAUGCCCAAUUGAUAUCAUCUGAAUCUACCUUUUUAGAAGAGGAAUCGGAACCUGCUCUUAUUUUGGAUGCUCAUGGGGAGUUAGAGCCUGAAAGUAAUAGUGGUCUAGAUUUGCUCAUUGAGAAGUGCAAACUACAAGAACAAGAUCUUGAGUUAGGGGAAUCAGAAUUUAAGGAUCUUGCUGAUGAAGCUGGUAGACUCUUGAGUGAAUCUCAAAGGGCGGGUAGCAUGGAAUCAUUAGGUUCUGAUUUAGCCAAUCAGACUGUUAUAAAAGUAGACCUUGAGUCUGAUACUAAAUCUUCUGCAGCCAACAUCCAAGUACAACCUCAAAGUCCCCCAGUUAAGGUUGAACUGGAGGACCAGUUUACCAGUGGUGCAGAUGCAUUUGUGGAUUCGUCAGGAUUUGACUUUCUAUCACAGCGUGGUGGUUCUAAUAUAACUCGAGAUUUUCGAAAGGAAAGUCUCUACGUUAAGUUCGACCCAUUGGUGGGCUCUCUAUCAGAUUCGUUCUCUAUAAUGCAUCCGGAAAACAGUUCUGACAAUCAAUCCGGUCAGACAGCUUCAGGAGAUGAAGGUCUGCAGUCUUCAGAGUCUCAAUUAAGUGCAUCCGAGAAACUAGUCUCCCUCAGUCCAUCCUCCAGCAAACAGGCUACAGCGCCUUCAACCCCUCUAAAAGGAGCAGUCAAAUCAAACCCAGCCAAAACACCAGUUCAUGUUAUGCUUAAUGAGACUCUCGAGAACAUUGGCUUACGGGGGGCCUCUGUCAAACAGGAAGACAUCAUCAAAAAAGUUCAAGAGCGUCAGUCUGUGUUAGAGGAACAAGACAAGGCAUACCAGGAACGCAUAGCUGAGCUGGAGCAGAGGCUGCAAGAGAUGGAGCUGCAAACCAGUCAAGGAGACAAGGGUCUCGUACAGCAGCUGCAGCAGCAGCUUCAAGAGAAGACUCAGAGUCUUGGUGAGCUCAAUGUGAUCAUGAAGGAGUAUGAGAAAACAAUAUCCAGGCUUGUAGCAGAAAAGAGCCAAGAAAAAGCUGCUUCUGAUGAGAAACAGGUGGAGUUGAUCAAAGAACGAGAUCAAGCCCAGGAGCACUUAAAUAAUAUGGAAAUUGCAUUUUCUGACAUCCAUACGAAAUAUGAACGAUUGAAGUCAGUCGUGGAGGUCUUCAAAACAAAUGAAGAAACAUUAAAUGCUGCUUUAGAUCAGAAACAAGCCAAUUACGACAAGAUGCAAAGCAUGUACGACUUGCUCAAAUCACAUGCUGUUGCAAAAUUAGAAAAGGCCAAUCAAGACCUGGAAGCAAUCCGACAGAAACAUCAACAAGAAAACGCAAAGCUGAAGGCUAUGAUUAAAAAACUAGAGAUUAAGACUAAGUCCCUUGAAGAAACUUUGGAGCAAAAAGUAAAAGAAAAUCAGGCUCUUACGGCUAUCUGUGAUGAGCUUAUUAAUAAAGUAGGAGAAUAGCAUCAUCUUGCACCUUGCUCAAUGCAGCACUUUUCAUAGAUGGGACUCUAGCCUCAAAGACCACUUAGUCCAAUGAACGUUUUGGCAGGUCCUUCUAUUUCAUAAACUAAAAAUGGUGUAAUUUCAUACCCUGAUAUUUAUUGUGUGUUUAUCGUUAUGAGAUUUAUUCUAUGACACUAGCAGCUUGUCAUAAAUAAUCUCUUUUUAUUUACAUAGUUUAUUUUAUUUUUUUACUUGGCUUUGUACGUACUACCACUAUGAUUAAAUGUAAUGAUGUAAUCAUUCCUUUUUCCUUCUAUUUUUAUUUCCAUCCCUAUUUUUAAGCUUCUCACAGUACUUUUUGCUUAUAGGAAAUACAUGUUCAGGGUUAAGGGUGGAAACCUCUUGUCUUAAGUGAUGAUAACUUAGUGUUACUGCUCAAGUUGAUGGGAUUUGAGGAAGAAAGAUUAUUCUACCUUGAUGUAAUUGUCAGUAAUAAAUUCUCAAACUUAGAA
This is a messenger RNA of Thrips palmi, 4414 nucleotides long. RefSeq names its product serine-rich adhesin for platelets (gene tacc). Lineage: Eukaryota; Metazoa; Arthropoda; Insecta; Thysanoptera; Thripidae. Gene Ontology annotation, biological process: mitotic spindle organization; cell population proliferation. The record is from RefSeq and is a predicted model, not a curated record. Bases 162 to 3920 code for a protein of 1252 amino acids. Gene Ontology annotation, cellular component: cytoplasm. The transcript has 13 exons.